This is a messenger RNA of Drosophila innubila, 1418 nucleotides long. Its product is annotated as opsin Rh6. The record is from RefSeq and is a predicted model, not a curated record. Gene Ontology annotation, molecular function: G protein-coupled receptor activity. The transcript has 4 exons. Gene Ontology annotation, cellular component: membrane. Bases 139 to 1248 code for a protein of 369 amino acids. Gene Ontology annotation, biological process: G protein-coupled receptor signaling pathway; visual perception; phototransduction. NCBI's taxonomy places the organism in Eukaryota, Metazoa, Arthropoda, Insecta, Diptera, Drosophilidae.
CGCCAAACAUUCAAUUGCUAUGGACAGCAAACUGUUGUAAAUCGGAGUUGAGUGGAGUUUCGAUAUAUUGAAAGCAGUUCAAGUUCUAGUCAAGUUGGGAAACUCUGUCAACUGUUGGAGUAAGCCACAGUUGGAGCCAUGAUCAGUCUAAAUCAUCCAACAUACGCCUUUCUGCGGGAUGGGCGCAAUCUCAGCCUGGCGGAGAGCGUUCCCCAGGAGAUCAUGCACAUGGUGGAUCCCUACUGGUAUCAAUGGCCACCAUUGGAGCCCAUGUGGUUUGGCAUUAUCGGAUUCGUCAUCGCCGUUUUGGGAAUGAUGUCGCUGUCGGGUAACUUCAUUGUGAUGUAUGUGUUUACUUCAUCAAAGGGAUUGCGUACACCGUCCAACAUGUUUGUGGUUAACUUGGCCUUCUCCGACUUCAUGAUGAUGUUCACCAUGUUUCCUCCCGUUGUCCUAAACGGAUUCUACGGCACCUGGAUCAUGGGUCCUUUCCUGUGCGAGCUUUAUGGCCUGUUUGGUUCGCUGUUUGGCUGUGUGUCCAUCUGGUCCAUGACACUGAUUGCCUAUGAUCGCUAUUGUGUUAUUGUCAAGGGCAUGGCUCGUAAGCCUCUAACGGCCACGUCAGCUGCAGUUCGUCUGCUCAUUGUCUGGCUCAUCUGUGGCACUUGGGCUUUGUUGCCCAUGUUUGGCUGGAAUCGAUAUGUGCCCGAGGGCAACAUGACGGCUUGUGGCACGGAUUACUUUGCCAAGGAUUGGUGGAAUCGCUCCUACAUCAUUGUCUACUCACUCUGGGUCUAUCUCACUCCCUUGCUGACCAUCAUCUUCUCCUAUUAUCAUAUUCUCAAGGCUGUAACCGCCCACGAGAAGGCCAUGCGAGAGCAGGCCAAGAAGAUGAAUGUCACCUCUCUGCGCAACACGGAGGCAGAGAAGAGCAAGGCCAUUGAAAUCAAGCUGGCCAAGGUUGCAUUGACCACAAUCUCAUUGUGGUUCUUCGCCUGGACUCCCUAUACAAUCAUCAACUAUGCGGGCGUCUUUGAGUCAAUGCAUCUAUCGCCUCUUUCCACAAUUUGUGGUUCGGUUUUCGCCAAAGCAAACGCUGUUUGCAACCCAAUUGUUUAUGGUCUAAGCCAUCCCAAGUACAAACAGGUGCUGAGAGAGAAAAUGCCCUGCCUGGCCUGUGGCAAGGAUGAGCUUGCCUCAGAUUCCAGGACUCAAGCCACCGCUGAGAUUAGCGAAUCUCAGGCCUAGAAAAAUAAAAAAUGUAUAAAUAAAUAUUAAAACGACGACUGCAGCAGACGAUGACGUGGAUAAUGAACCCGAUGACUUGUGAUUUUUGGGCACGGGAACUGAAAGCUUUACAGGAUUCUAAACUAUACUACGAGUAAUUAAAUUUAUUUUGCAUACAAACAAUAAAACUU